This is a messenger RNA of Vitis riparia (riverbank grape), 1225 nucleotides long. Its product is annotated as pyruvate dehydrogenase (acetyl-transferring) kinase, mitochondrial-like. Bases 32 to 1141 code for a protein of 369 amino acids. Gene Ontology annotation, cellular component: mitochondrion. Gene Ontology annotation, biological process: regulation of glucose metabolic process; protein phosphorylation. The transcript has 7 exons. Lineage: Eukaryota; Viridiplantae; Streptophyta; Magnoliopsida; Vitales; Vitaceae. The record is from RefSeq and is a predicted model, not a curated record. Gene Ontology annotation, molecular function: pyruvate dehydrogenase (acetyl-transferring) kinase activity.
UAGCAACAGGGUGGCCCAAGCUCCAAGCUUUAUGUCCAUGGCAGCUAAGAAAGCGUUGGCGUCAUUCCCCAAAGUUUUGCUUGAUGAAGUGGAGAAAUGGGGUGGGAGGAAGCAGACUGGUGUGAGCUUGAGGUACAUGACCAAGUUUGGGUCUCAACCUACAAGCAGAAACUUGGUCUUUUCUGCUCAAUUCCUCCACAAGGAACUUCCAAUUAGGAUUGCCAGGAGAACCCUUGAGCUCCAGAGCUUGCCCUUUGGCUUGUCCCAGAAGCCUGCUGUCCUCAAGGUUCGAGACUGGUAUUUGGAGUCAUUCCAUGACAUCCGAUCCUUUCCUGAGGUCAAGGAUACUAGUGAUGAGUUGGGUUUUACGAACAUGAUCAAGAUGAUUAAAGUGAGGCAUAACAAUGUGGUCCCUAUGAUGGCUUUGGGUGUUCAACAGCUGAAGAGCGAUAUUAAUCCAAAAGCCCGAAAGCUUGAUGAGAUCCAUCAGUUUCUGGAUAGGUUUUACAUGUCAAGAAUUGGAAUUCGUAUGCUUAUUGGGCAGCAUGUGGCGCUGCAUGAUCACAAUCCACAACCUGAUUGUGUAGGCUGUAUACAUACUAAGGUGUCCCCUAUGGAUGUUGCACGGAAUGCCAGUGAGGAUGCCCGUGCUAUUUGUUUACGAGAGUAUGGGAGUGCUCCUGAUGUUAACAUAUAUGGGGACCAAUGUUUUACUUUCCCUUAUGUUCCAACACACUUGCACCAGAUGGUAUUUGAGCUGGUUAAGAAUUCCUUGCGUGCUGUCCAAGAGCGGUUCAUGGACUCAGACGACAUUGCACCUCCAGUUCGAAUCAUUGUUGCAGAUGGACUAGAGGAUGUUACAAUUAAGAUCUCAGAUGAAGGGGGUGGCAUCCCAAGAAGUGGCCUUCCCAAAAUUUUUACGUAUCUUUACAGUACUGCAAGAAAUCCAUUAGAUGAGAACUUAGACCUUGCAUCAGCUGAUAGAGUGACAAUGGCUGGAUAUGGAUGUGGGCUUCCAAUAAGCCGUCUAUAUGCUCGGUAUUUUGGAGGAGAUCUGCAAAUUAUUUCCAUGGAAGGAUAUGGGACUGAUGCUUACCUUCAUUUGUCACGCCUGGGAGACUCAGAGGAGCCCCUGCCAUAGUUGGGGUGCCCCAAGUCUGUUCCUCAGACAGCAUAUACUAGGAGUCAAGAAAUAUGAUGCCAAGACUUGUACAUUCUGAAUAGA